Molecule: messenger RNA, 3077 nt
Organism: Folsomia candida
Lineage: Eukaryota; Metazoa; Arthropoda; Collembola; Entomobryomorpha; Isotomidae
Exons: 9
Coding region: 280-2937 (885 amino acids)
Biological process (GO): regulation of transcription by RNA polymerase II
Cellular component (GO): nucleus
Molecular function (GO): DNA-binding transcription factor activity, RNA polymerase II-specific; RNA polymerase II cis-regulatory region sequence-specific DNA binding
Source: RefSeq, a predicted model, not a curated record
CAUAUGUGAAAAUUGGGAGAAAAAGAAUUCAUAAUUAAUUUAAUAUUUCUUGCGAAAAUACUUUUGCAAUUUUCUGAAUUUAAAUAGAUCAAGCUUCAAAAGUGUUAAAGUUUUUUGUUCAUAAUUUUUAGGAACCAGUUCUCUGCUUAAUAAUUACGAAAAUCGAUAACUAACUUUUGUAUUUAUUUGUUGUUAUCUGUUUCAAGUUUAUACGAUGAGUUUCGCUUGACUUUCCACUUUUAAAAGUUUUAUACCUUAUCAACUGACAGCUUAUCGGUGAUGGAGGAAGAAGUUUCGAUAGGGGCGAAGGUGACAUCUCCUCCUCCGCCUCCUCAAUCUCCUCCCCCUGUCGACACGGGCACCUCGAUUGUGGAAGAAGACGAAGAAUUAGGAAUUGAUCCGAUUGUGGAAGAUAACGAACAAACUUUUUGUUCGGUUUGUCUAAUUUGUGGAGAAAAGUUGCCCCUUGUUCAGCAAGUCAGUUCCGGUGAUGCAGACAAUAAUCAUGUCAAGACGACAUCCACACAACGGUUUCAAAAUCUUUGCGACGCAUUGAGACUGACGGUGACGAAAUGUCAAGGGUGGAAUUUUGAAAAGGAAGCCCUCCCGCUGUGUCACACCUGUGGCGAAAUAUCCGAUCGUUUAGGAUCAAUUGUAGAACAAGUGAAAAAUCUUGAGACUGAAUAUUCUGCAAUGACAGUAGCGUUAAAGACUCAAAUUUCUUCUGCUCCACGACAAGGAGGAGACGAUCGUAUAACUAAUUUCCGGAAACUUAUAGCCACCAAAAAUUCCUCCCACGAGAAGAAACGCGGUCGCCCCAGAAAACAAGACCUCCCCAUCUCAAAACUCUUCUCAAAACCCAAUCUGAAUUCUGUACUGGUCACAAAUCGUAGAAAUAUCGACGCAACCGUGCCAGACCUAAAACCUCAACGACGACGCCAACAAAAACAAGGUCUCAACACCAAGUCAAAAAAUAAAGUGGUCAAAAAUUCAGUAUCCAAACCUCGUCGUAUGAAUAAACGGAAAUCUGGUAAAGAAUCGGGGGAUGAAUUUUCAGUCAAUUUCAAAGGUUGGUUGGACAGUGAGGAUGAUGAUGAUGAAAAGACUUCGAAACAUUCCUUCUUUGUCAAAGAGGAAGCGAAUUUCAGUUGUUCAGAUCGCGACGAGUCACAUCGGGCCAUUCUCCCACCCGAAAUUACCGGCGAUAUCGACAUCAGUCAAAAAUUAGAAGUCCAAGUAAAACAGGAAAUUGACCCAUUCACAGAGUUUGAACAAUUCCUAUCCGUAGACAAACGUGAAGACAACGACGACGAUGGACGAGUGUCAACCCGUCCAAGAAGGCAGGUCACGAAGCGGUCACAUCUUCGCGAUUCUUCGCCAUCCCCUCCUCCUCCUCCUCCCCCUAAAAUUAGUAAACCAUCGAGUAAGUACGUAGCAAAAAAAUCAUCACCCGCAAUUAUUAAGGAAGAUGACGAGUACGACGACGACUAUGAUCCCCCCUCCUCCGCAGAUGACGGGGUGACCAGUGACGACGACUCAGAUUUCAACGUGGCUGAAGAAAACGUAUCGUCCGUCAAUCGAAAAAGUGGUGGUUCGGGACGAAAGAAAAGUUCCCGUCGUUCGAAAUCCAAAAGGAGUCGUAGCUCCAGUGAUGAUGAAUUCAGGAGCGAAGGUCAAGUCGCGAAGGGGGCUAAACGACGGUGGAAGAUUGACAAGAAAGCUGGGCGGAUGUGGUACAACGCAGUGGAAGUGAUUCUCAUCCCGACUGGAUUACAGUGCAGCCUUUGUCCCCAUAUCGCAGAAGGAGACAAAGGGGAGAGAAACCGGUCUUGGAUGAAAACCCACAUCAACACCAAACACCUCACCGAUUUCCACUGUCCGGUCUGCUCCAAGAAGUUAUCGACCCAGAAAAGUGUGGACCUUCACGUUCGGACGGUCCACGAGAGGACGGAGAAUCACCCCUGCGACGUUUGCGGGAAGCCAUUCACCUCCAUAAACGCUAAGCGACGACACGGUUGGAGUCACAUGAAUGAAGAAGAAAAGCAAGCCGCCGUUGCUGCGGGGAGGAAACGAUACUCCAACGGGUCCGAUAAGUUGGAACCUUUGCAGUGCGGAAUUUGUGGGAAAAUGUGUCGUGGAACCUACAAUUUGAGGAAACAUGAGGAAAUUCAUCUCGACGAGAAGGAGCGGAAAAAACACAUGUGUCAAGUUUGCGGAGCAAUUUACAGUGCAGCCGAAACACUUCGCCAACAUAUUCGAUUACGUCACGAAAACAAUUCAAAACUGCAGUGGUUGCGGUGUCCCUACUGCGAUAAGAAAUAUCCACAAUCUGGUCUACUCGAGAAACAUAUGCGGGUCCAUACGGGAGAGAAGCCUUACCAAUGUUCCGAAUGUGGAGCGACCUUCAUCAACGGAAAUCUGCUGAAAGUGCACAUCUACAAGCACAAGAAUUUCCGGCCCCACCCCUGCAGCCAUUGCGAAAUGAAGUUUUAUCGCAGGUAUCAUUUGGCCCGGCAUGUCGCCACGUAUCACGACAAUCCCAACCCACCCAAGAGAAAGCAACCCUACCGCAGUGAAAACGGAACGAGAAAGCCUCCACAAAAACGGGAUCGUCGACCAGUCACUUCAAUGACGACGUCCUCCUCCUUGGCGCAGAGUCUUCCCAUCAUCAUCACAACGACGCCUCCACAUCAGGAAGCGUUGGUGCGGUACAUCCGAAAAAAUAAUACCCCUCCUCAUCAAAGCUCGACUUAUCACGAGGAUGAAGACACGAAUGAGAGCGAGUCGUCCAACGCCGCGACGACGACCACAGUUCCACGGAUAAUUACGACUCUGCACGGGCCGAGCGGUUCCUCUGGGAUGAGCUUUUCUGGUUAUGGGGCCGGAGGAAGUUACCCUUUUUCAUACGCGUCGUCGUACGGUCAUCAACUACCGUAGAUUAAUUAAUUAUACAGUUUAAUUCAAUUUACCUUUAUUUAAGUGUCAGUCACAUAUACGAAUUUUACCAAUUUUUUAUGUACACUUUACAGUUUCGUGAAUGAGUAAAGUUUUUAUGUGGAUAAUCCACAGUGGAUUAA